CUCUGUCACAGGUGAGUGACGUAUGCGGUUGUUAUACUGUGCUAUAAAUAAAUCCAACGGUAGAAAUUUCUAUUGAAAAUAACCGUAGUUCAAGUGCGUGUGUGUAACCGAACACUAUAGGUCUAUCUGUAGAUUGGAUUUACAUUGGAAAUACCUUGAGAUUCAGGUGAACAUAUACUCAUUUCAAAGUAUUCUUCCUUUUGAUCGGACGCCAUUUUACUAAGAGCCAGCGAAGAUUUCCUCAUAUUGACCAAGUGUACAGAAACCGGAAGUCAUCAUGGGUCUCGAGUGUUCUGGAAAGGUUGGGAUGCUGUUCCUUAUCGUCAUCAACAUAAUCUUUAUGUUGCUUGGCCUCGGUUUGAUGAUUCCCGGAAUCCUUGUCCAGGUGGACGUUGACAUUGUUAAUGACAAGGUCAUGCCCCUCCUCAACCAGGUGACCUUAGGCGGUCUGACCUUUGGAAAUGCUGCAAAUGGCCUCUCGUUGACAUUGAUCAUACUCGGAGCUUUUAUUCUAUUGGUGGCAGGUUUGGGCGCGUUCGGAGCUUGCUGCAAAAACAGAUGCAUGCUUGUUGUGUAUGCUAUCAUCGUUGCUUUAUUCUGGAUUGCGGAAAUCGUGAUAGUCAUCCUCUGGUUUGUCAUGCGCGACAACCUUGAAUCCACGGCUAAGUCUCAGUUAGUAUCACAGUUAGACAAUAACUACAAAUAUGAUGACCUGACGUCGCACGAAAUCUCAACCGCCUGGAACUACCUGUCAAUAGAAUUAAAAUGCUGCGGUGUAAAUGCUGUCACCGGCGCCACUAAUGAUUAUGAUAGCAGCGAGUGGCAGGCCGGAACUCCAACCGGUCAAAUACCGAAGGCGUGCUGUGGGGCAACGGUCAGCGACUACACCACCUUCAAUAACGCAGCUUGCACGGACACGGUCACUUCCGGAUACUAUGGCACGGGUUGCUACCAAGCCGUCAAAGACAAGGUGAUGUCGUACAGUAACUGGUUCAUCGGGAUUGGCAUCACCUUACUUGUUGUCGAGAUCUGUGCAAUCAUCUUUGCGUGUUUGAUCUGCAAACAAAUUGGAAACAAAGACAUGAUGGUGUAGAUGAUGACGUGACUGGAGUCACGUGACAGGAAACGAAGAACAGAAUUUCUGACCAUAUGCAUAUGUACAGCCAUACUGAUUACCAAGCAGUCAGGAAGAACAGGAGUAAUGGUGUGAUAUUUUGACGAGUUUAUUAUUCUAUUUCUCGUGAGAGCGAGUAAGAAAUUUUAUCUUUUAAUUGUUAAAACGAUACUUUAUUGUUGUUACAUAUUCUGGUUAUAGAUUUUUUUUUAUCUAUUAAUCUCUCUAUGGAAGAAAACUGCUGAGCCAUAUUGUGUUGCAAAUCGUUAGAAAUUUUGUUCAAAGGAACUGGAAUUCAGACUGAAAGAUUGUUUUGUCUGAAAGAUUGUUUCAAAGGUACCUAUAGUCAUGAGUAAGCUAGCUAUUUUUCAAUAUUUUACGUUGUUGCUAUUGUUUUCAUCACUUACAGCCCAUUUGAUAUUUUGUUUUCCAUGUGAAAUAACAUUACGCUGCGUGACGUCACACUACCUUAUACGUCACAGUUGCUUUAUGACGUCACGACUUAUAAUAACAUUUCUCUCGAGCGGAAAAGUCAAUUAUGCGUGCGAUAUAGAGUCAAGUAAGGGAUUGUGGUAAAAAUAACAGGCAUCCGUCAUAGGAUAAUUGAUUUUGAUAACAUAUCGUUUUUAUUUUUUCUCAACUAGUGUCCUCUCGUUAAAGGUUGUUGAUUAUAUUUUAAGAUAAACUCAAUCGAUUGUGUAUACAUUAUAAUCUUUCUCAUAAGAUAUCCUCUAUUUUCUCCAUUUUCUCCAUUUUUAAAUGAUAUCCGUCCAAAUUCUCAGUAAUUUAUGAUGAUUCUCAUCGUCAAUCGUCUUUUAUUUCUAUUUCUGCAUCAUUUUGUGAUGAAGCUGUCGGUGUUCUGCACUUUUUAGGAGUGUGUUUGGGAAUUUUCCUUACAAUUCCUUUACACUUCCGUAACAUGAGGAGGUGUGUUCAUGAAUGUGAAUUGUGUAGAGUUCAUACAAUAUUACACAAUAGUUUCUGGGCCAAUUUUUUUUGCGAGUUUGAUGUAAUGGGUUAUAGACAUCCAUGACCGGUACGGGUCCGAAUGCUUGGAAGUGUGGUCAGCAAAAUAAAUAAUCUGGAUUAAUAUCAUAAUUAAUGACAGUUGAAGUGAUAUAGGCACGUGUUGUUAAUUGAUUAUCUAUAAAAAAAAGUUACAGGCCGUUUCUUAAAAGCUCUUCCAACAAAUUAGCCCUUGAUCCAUAUAUUCGUUUUUGAUGGCUAUUUAUCAACUUAACUACAUUAUGCUUAAAACCAAUUCAUAUCUUUAGGUUAACUAUUCAAAUAUGAUUAUUAAAAUUGUAAAUGACUUAGCAAUAUGAAUAAUAUGUAAUUCAUACGGUAAUAUGUUAACGAAAAUAGACAUCAAGUGAAAACAGGAAUUUAUCAACAACAGGCAAAAACACCGUUGGGAGCAACACUCAUUGAUCCUGAUGCUAGGCUGCAACUCGGAGAUAAAAACAUUGGUGUCUGUUUUAAUUUGUUCGGUAUACGAAAUAUUUAUGAACUCCAUUAUUUAGGAAUGACCGUGGUUGUAUAAUAUACAUACAUAUGUUAUUGGUUUUAUUUAACGGAACAAAAAUGUGAGUCUUGCCUUUCUCACUAAUGGCACUUGGGUGUUUAAUCUGACUUGGCUUUGAACGUAUUGAAAAUGUAUCUGGAAAAGCGCCAUAUUAUGUAUUAACGGGUUGGAACUUUUAGUUUUUUUUUAUCGUUGUCUGUCUAUUUUUGUACUCUCACUGUAAUAAAGUAAAUGACUACUGUUUUACCUUGUAAUAUUACAUAUUGUUAUUGUUAUAUAAUUGAUAACUGUUACUUAUUACCUGUUUAAAGACUUGGCCCCAACUCUUGGAGUUGUUAACAUGCCGUACUGUGAAUUGCUGUGUCAUUGGAACGCCAUCUUCGAUACUCAAGGGGUUCACGUUCGCUCUCUGCACUCACGGUAAAACAGAUAGCUAUUUGAUUGGUAUCGGGUUAACCGAAACUUGAUCAAUCAUAAAUAUUAUACCUGACCUUUGAAGAUUAAAGAGGAGCGACACCAAACGUCAAAGCCAGUCAAUUGUACUGUCACGCGACCGCGAGAUAUCUUCGGAUGUACAGUGAAGGGUAACACUAGUCUCGUUUCAUCCACAUGAUGGCGAGUACUGAGUCUUCGAUUUUGUCAUGACAUAUUCCAGGGGUGCAGAGAGUGAAAGUGAGCAUAACCCUUGGAGUAUCAAGGAUGGUGGAACAGAUGUAUGGAACACUAGGAGAUGCUAAUCUUUGUUGAAAUGAUAUUGCAGAUUUUAACAAUUCUACAGUAGGUAUAUUUCUCGCGUAAGUGCUCUCAGGUCGACCAUUUCCUUAGCAUACCUGUAUCAUAAAGGAAUAUCACACUUCCUCUUUAUUUUUAUCCAAUCAAACAAACGAAAAAGUAAGUAUCAACAUUUCCCGACGUUAAGGUUAAUCUAACAACCUUUACCCGCAGAAAUUGUUUUGGACAUAACUCUUGGACUCCGCCGGGGCAAUGCUCCAGCUGAUUUGGAACUCAAAAUUUCUGUUUAUAAAAAAAGGUAUUAAACAAUCCAUUUUUGUUUUCUUCAAAAUUUUAACAUUAUGCUUCAAAUUAUUUAUAUCAUACGUUUAAUGAAGAAAGAUACUUUUCUGUCACAUUAAUGAGAAGUCGAACCGAGGUCCGGCAUAACAUAGAAUCAUAAUGAAACUAACAUUUUUUUUCUACUGUGAUUAAUGUUUUAUGAGAAAAAGUUUGUCAUUUUUGAUGGCGGCUUUUCGUAUUUUUCCAAUAUCAUUGGCUAUAUAUUUACACCAAAUCAACAAAACACUGUCAAAUGUGAUAAAAAAAAAUGUCACCCGUUUUUGAACUUAUUAAAAAUAUUAUUGAAGUGAAAAAAACCUAUUUUUUAUUUAUUAGCUGUACUUAAUAUACUUAUAGCAUUGUAACUCUUAACAAAUUGUUGUUUAAUGCUUAAAUAGUGACAUUGCAUGUUGUGUAUACGUUAUUGUUAGACCUUGUGUACAAUAUAUUUGAAUGAAUGAUUCAUGCAUCCUCAUCACCCUCGGAAUAUGUCAUGAAAACAUCGAACACACACGGUUAUCUAUUUGAUUGGUUUUAGGUUAAACAAAUCUGACCAAUCGCUUGGCUGAUGUCUGUCCUUUCAAAAUUACAAUGGAGCGAUAUCGGACUUCAAAGCCAGUCAAUUUUACCGUUACGCUCCCGCGCCAUACUUUUAAGGAACAUCAAAAUAUCAAACUAGUCAGCUAGGUGGAACGUACACAACCUUCGUUUUUUUAUUACACAUUCCAGAGGUGCAAAGAGCAUACAUGAGCGUACUCACUGAAAUUUUAAGGAUGUGAUUGAUAAUAAACAAGUGUUCAUUAAUUUUGACUGUGAUAGCAUAUUUGUAUAAAGAUGUUUUAUAUCUGAUUAUCCACGAUUAAUUUCAUCUCACCAAUGAUUUGAUGUUGUUUGUAUAAUGCAACGUACUUAGUUCGUAGGAAUACAGCAUAGCUUAGGUACAAUGGAAACAUCUUGAAGAGAAUAUAUUUAUAUAUUUUUGUUUUUCAAAUUCAGAUGGUGAUUUAUAAAUUUGUUUCCUAUUAAGAAUCAUCCUACCACUGUCAAAAAACUGUUCGUAUUGGAAACAGUUUUUCUGUCGCGACAAAAGUUUAAAAACAUCAUUUCUACAAAGAAGUCCAUGUCUUGUUGUGUCAUUUUUUUUUAUUGUGUCUUUAGUUUUAGCCCGAAGCUUCAGCCGUAAAGUACUUAAAUCACUCUCUUUGGAUUUUUGACAACUGUUUUAAGGCAAUAAGUGUUAUAAAAUGUUUGAAAAUAAGAUAUCAUCUAUUCAAAUUAUUGCCAUUUUAACGGAUGAAGUUGACAUGAAAUAGUUCUGGUUUCUCAAAGAAUUUGAUUUUUGAAAACUUUCUCGAUUCUCAAACUCAAAUGAGGAUCACGGGUCAGUUUUCAUUAAAAACUAACGAAAAAGUAACAUCUUUUAUGAAAAGAAAUAUCUUAUUUAAUUCAUUAAAAACAAUAAAUAAUAACGAUGGUGAUAUUUAAAGAACAAAUCAACAGCAGUGUUCUGAGAUUAAAAACAAAGAAAGAAAAAAAGAAACGAGGCCAGCCGGGAUUCCAACCAUGGACCUCCGAACAUAAUAUACGCGCGCUAACCAAUUGAAAUACAUGAUCAGCGUUGUUCUCUUGCCGAGUCCUGUGAUACUUGUUUGCAAAAUGAAAGAAGGGGGUGUAACUACGUAUGAGCAGCCACAGCGGAACUCUCUACUGUUUUGCCUGCAGUGGUACAGGGAACCUUAAAUGAUUUUAUCAUGACUUUUGCAAACCACAAACUUGUUGCUCAGGACCUUACUUUCAUCUGUUGUGCAAUUCAGAUCACUAUCAUAACCAUAUAAAAUAUAUAUAAAAAAAACAACCUUAUAAAGUACAAGAUGAUAUUUUGUGUAAGAUUUAAUAUUUUUAGAACUUUGAGAGAUAUUUGAAUACAAUAUAAUCCAAUAUAUAUAUAUCCUUAUCCUCUCCUAUAUCCAUCGGCAAAAACAUAUAUAGUUUAUACAAUAUUAACUGACUUUUCUCUCUAGAAAACGUAUUUGAUAAGAGUAUGCUUGUUUUGGCACUUGUCUUAACAUUAUGAAUAAUCGGACCGUUUGAAAUAAGGCCUUCUUUAUUAACUAGUUGA
Messenger RNA from Mizuhopecten yessoensis (Yesso scallop), 5811 nucleotides. RefSeq names its product CD63 antigen-like. NCBI's taxonomy places the organism in Eukaryota, Metazoa, Mollusca, Bivalvia, Pectinida, Pectinidae. Gene Ontology annotation, cellular component: membrane. The record is from RefSeq and is a predicted model, not a curated record. The coding region runs from base 278 to 1093 and encodes 271 amino acids. The transcript is spliced from 9 exons.